Molecule: messenger RNA, 1641 nt
Organism: Trypanosoma theileri
Lineage: Eukaryota; Euglenozoa; Kinetoplastea; Trypanosomatida; Trypanosomatidae
Product: surface protease GP63
Exons: 1
Coding region: 1-1641 (546 amino acids)
Biological process (GO): cell adhesion; proteolysis
Cellular component (GO): membrane; cytoplasm
Molecular function (GO): metalloendopeptidase activity
Source: RefSeq, a predicted model, not a curated record
AUGAAGUUUCACACACUUCUGCUGUUUCUGUUCGUUUUUUGUGUUUUGAAGUGCACUGCAGCUGUCCCAAACGGAUGUGUCUUCAAUGAGGUUAUGAAGAUGAGCGGACCCCCUGUCUCUGUAGUAAGAGAGUUACCAAAGAAAGGGCAGGGUUCAUUGCAAGCGUACACUGCGUCCUCAUCUAAUGAAUGGGCGCCAAUACGCAUUGUUGUGUCGUCCGAAGACUUGAAUGAUCCAUCUAAGUACUGCGAUGAAAGUUUUCGUGUCAGACCAGAUUAUUGGUUGGGUAUUAAUACUAGCUGCAAUCCUCUUGAAGUUUUGACUGAUGCGAAGAAAAAAAGACUUCUAUCAGAGAUUCUUCCCGUGGCAAUCAAACUACACAGCGAUCGACUCCUCGUCCAUCGUGAGAGCAAACCGGUGGUGGUGCCUACAUUCACUUCUGAAAUAUGCUCUCGUUUCAGUGUUCCUAAUACCCACCGAACAGCGGGUGUAUCAGGUGCUGAUAUGGUGCUUUAUUUGGCCGCAACCCCGUCGAAUGUGUGGGCUGUCCCGUGUGCUGAGAAAGAAAAACGAACUAUUGUCGCAACUAUGAACGUCAGCCCAAGUUAUAUCGAAGAAAUUCAAGUUAUUUCACGUCUUGUUGCGCAUGAGUUGGGUCAUGCUCUUGGGUUCAACUAUAAUCAGUUUAUAACUCUUGGAAUGACAAAGGAAGUCCAAGGAAUACGCGGGAAGGAAACCAAUGUUCUUCUUAUUAAUACCUCUAUGACAAAGAAGAAAGCAGAGGAACACUAUAACUGUGCAAACAUUGAUGGUGUGGAACUGGAAGAGGGUGUCUCUGAGAUAUCACACUGGGGACGUCGCAACGCAAAGGAUGAACUCAUGGGUUUUCGAGAUGAUAACGGUAUCAUGCUAUAUACUGCACUAACAAUGGCAACAUUUGAAGAUAUGGGGGUAUUUAAGGCUAAUUGGGGAAUGGAAGAAACGAUGCGUUGGGGAAGAAACGCUGGGUGUGAAUUCCUUCAACAGAAGUGUAUGGUAGAUAACAUCACCAAAUAUCCCCAUAUGUUCUGUAAUACAACUAAUCCCCUUCGUUGCACAUCAGACCGUAGAGCUCUGGGAGUUUGUAACAUUGUCUCGAAUCUCGUAUCUCUUCCUGAACAAUUCCAGUAUUUCACGUCCAAUACAGUUGGUGGUCCAUCAUCUGAUGCAAUGGACCAUUGCCCUAUUGUUUCCUCAAAUCUUAUUUGCUCGAAAGAGAACACAGGUGAUACUUCAGCGUCGCUACUCGGCCGUGACUCGUGGUGCCUGGAUACUGAUUCGCUGAUUGUAAAAUACAAUGACGCCGAUGUAGAAAUGGGUGGUUUGUGUGUGGUGGUAAAAUGCGACGGUAACGAUGUAAGCGUUAAGUACAAGGGCAGCGAUUCAUGGCAAAAAUGCCAUGAAGGCGAAACCAUCACUCCAAAGGGUUCGAAAUUUGUCAGUGGGAGCAUAAUUUGCCCCAAGUAUAAUGAAGUAUGCACUGUUGCCCCCGACGGAGGUAGUUUGGCUAAAGCCACCUCAGGGGAUAAGACUGUGACAGAUACACUUUUUCUCCCUUUCAUAUCCCUUGUUGCUGCUAUGGUAAUUUUGUUAAUUUCUUGA